AUGGAGAGUGAUGGCGACAGCGCUACUGAUCGAGAAGAUAGCUUAACACGAGUACCGGCUAAGAGAAAGCGUUAUAAGCAGAAGUUUCGGGAAGAAUGGUUGCUGAAUAAAGAAUAUAGUGACUGGCUAAGAAAGGAUAAUAGGGACUUAUCGAAGGCGGUCUGCAAUGUUUGCAAUACAUCUUUCAGUGCCGAAAUAAGUGUAAUAAAACGCCACAAAGAAGGAACUAAACACGUGAAUAAUUUAAAGAGGUGUAGUGCUUCAACGUCCAAAAAACAACAGUCUAUAGUAAGCGUUUUUAAAUCCAUGCCAACUAAUGAAAAGCAAUUGGUAAAGACUUCAGAAAUAAAAUUAGCUGCUUUUGUUGCUGAGCAUAAGGUAUCUCAUAAUGUCAUGAAUCACUUAGCAGAUUUGUUACCAAAGUUGUUCCCAGAUUCUCAGAUAGCCAAAGAUAUUAGAUUAAAAAGAACUAAAGUUCAAGCUGUGAUAAAUAACUGUAUUGGGGAAACUGAAAAAGAAAACUUGAUCAGUGACUUGAAAUCACAAAUGUUUUCAAUUUUGAUAGACGAAAGCACAGAUAUUGCUGUAGUAAAAACAGUAGCUGUAGUGGUCAGGUAUUUUGAUCCAAUGAUUGGUAAAGUUAUCACUCGGUUUUGGAAUUUGAUUCAAUUAUUUGAUGAGAAAACCACCGAUCAUGUUGCAAAUGCCGAAAAACUUUUUAAUACUGUUAUAGGUUCAUUUCAAAAGUAUGAGAUUCCUACGGAAAACAUCAUAGGUUUCGGCUCUGAUGGAUGCAACACAAUGAUGGGAUGUAACAAUUCAGUUUCAAGUCGAUUUCGUCAACGUUGUCCAGGCAUAAUUGUGAUCAAAUGCAUUUGCCAUUCUCUGCAUCUUUGCGCUAGUGACGCAUGUAAAGAGCUUCCACUAAAUUGUGAAAAAAUGGCGCGAAAUAUUUAUAAUUAUUUUAAAUCCAGUAGUAAAAGGCAGAGUGAGUUGAAAGAGUUCCAGUAUUUUGCUGAGGCGGAUGUGCACAAAAUUCUAAGACCAGCCCAGACUAGAUGGUUGUCUUUAAAUGCAGUAGUGCAAAGGAUUCUGGAACAAUGGGAUGUAUUACGUCUUUAUUUCAAUAGCAAAUGGCUGGAAGAAUCGGAGUGCCACGAUAUUCAUGCAUGCCUGAAUGAUCCCAUAAUCAAGGCUUAUUACUAUUUUUUGGCUUGGAUGUUGCCAAAAUUUACAACAUUAAAUAGCUGUUUUCAGAGCGAAUCUAUUUUAAUUACGAAACUACAUGGGAAAAUGACAGCUUUUUAUAAAGAACUGUUACUAUUGGUUUUACACAGAAAUUAUGUAAAUUCCGCUCCUAUUGAAACUAUAGAUCCAAUGACAGAAAUAAAUCACAAGGACCUAAAAGACAUAUAUCUAGGUUUAGGUGUCCAGAAAGAACUAGAUUCUGUUGAAAAUGAAGAAAGAAAGUUAACUCUCAGAAAGAUGUGUAAAAAUUUUAUUAUUAGAGCUUGUGUGGGCCUUCGUAAACGAUACUGUUUUAAUGACAAAAUUAUGACAGAAAUAGCAAAAUUUGAUCUAGAGAAAGUAAUUUCUGAUGACAGGGAAGAGUCAGUUUCGUCGUUAUUUCCAUUACUGCCCAGAAUUGCCCCAACUUCAAUCCAACAUCAACAAGAACUAGAUGAUGAGUGGCGGAAGUUGCCGUUAUACUACAAAGAUUUGGAUUUAAGUCAACCCCCUGACGUAUUUUGGCACCAGGAUCGAGACAGCAACUUGUCGGUGCCAGCUCGAUGGGAGGACAGAAAUCUCCGCAACUACCUCAACAAACACGAUGUUGAGAAGGCGAGCCGUUGGAUAGGCGGCAUCUACGAUUACAGUGCUCGCGCGUGGAAGUGGGGUGGGGAGUUGCGCCAGAUGCACUAUCAGUCGUUCUCUAAGAUGAAAAAGCUGGCCCCCGAGGAGCUCAAGUGGAACUGCAUUGCCAUGAUGCCAGAACUACUAUACAGAUGGGCACCACGAAGCUGCGUCGAAGCAAGGCAAUACAUUUGCCAAACGAAACUCCGCAAGGUGCCGAAGUCGAAGCUAAAAGAUCUCCGGCGACGCUGGCAACGAAUGGGCAAGAUCAAUGAGAUAACAGCACCCAGCGUCAGCAGGGAGGUCAAUGACCCCAUGUCCAAUGACGUUACGAGCAACCCUAUACUCAAUCCGAAAUCCUUCGACCUCCGGCCCAGCCCACUCAGAGUUGGGCCGAAGGGCCACGAACGCAGACCAAACCCAAUCCGAAAUAACCCGAAACUGUACAAUCUCAGACCAAAUGAGUUAAGGAAGAGAUCCAGACCAAAUGCGCAUAGACGGCUUACAAGACCAUUCCCCGGUUACAAAUGGAACCGUCACGAUCCGGAAGCAUCGUUCCGUUACAAUGCGGAGCUCCUCCGUUCCGGUCGCACAGGCCUCAGUCCUCAGCAGAUCAAAGGUCACCUCGCCCGCCUCCAGCAUCUACGAGACAAGCAAAUCCUGCGCCGCAAACGCCUGCGUGACAGAGAGGACUGGCUGGUUAAUGACGCUCGACCAGCGCUGACGCACACCCACGUCAGGACGUACACAGUGGACAAUAACAUAAGCGCACUCCACCCAAAGACGAUUGUUGAAGAGUUUGACAUGAUACCGCCGCCGCCUCCCAUGGCACUCCCCCGUCCUGCGCGCGGCGCUGGAUAA
Molecule: messenger RNA, 2715 nt
Organism: Parnassius apollo (apollo)
Lineage: Eukaryota; Metazoa; Arthropoda; Insecta; Lepidoptera; Papilionidae
Source: the annotation of a GenBank genome assembly